This is a messenger RNA of Rhodofomes roseus, 1059 nucleotides long. RefSeq lists its product as uncharacterized. Gene Ontology annotation, molecular function: oxidoreductase activity, acting on NAD(P)H, oxygen as acceptor. Bases 75 to 845 code for a protein of 256 amino acids. Lineage: Eukaryota; Fungi; Basidiomycota; Agaricomycetes; Polyporales; Fomitopsidaceae. The transcript has 7 exons. The record is from RefSeq and is a predicted model, not a curated record. Gene Ontology annotation, cellular component: intracellular anatomical structure.
GCGUGCGAACCCAUCGCUCGUCUCAUUUCUGCUUCGACGCCCUCAGCUGCCGCCUCCCGUCGUCUCAUCGCCCCAUGUCCCGCAAGCCUGUCGUCCUCAUCACAGGCGCAUCCAAAGGACUCGGCCUCGCAGCCACCAAGAUCCUGCUCGAUGAAUUCGGCGCGAUCGUGGUUGCACUGUCCCGCUCGGAAACUGUAGAGCUGACUGACCUCAAGCAGUCUCACACGGGCGCAUUACUGAUCAUCAAGGGCGACGUCACAGAUAAGGACGUCGUUGCGCACGCGGUCGACUCUACAGUCAAGACACACGGACACCUCGAUGCUCUCAUUCUGAACGCCGGCAUUCUGACGCCCCUGGGAAAGAUCGCAGAAGUCCCCCUGGAAGGCUGGAAGUCGCACUUCGAUGUGAACUUCUUUUCUUUGAUCACUGCUGUGCAGGCGGCUUUGCCGCACCUGCGCAAGAGCGAGCGGGGCGGCCGCAUUGUCUUUGUGAGCUCUGGUUCGGCGACAAAAGGCACUGCGACUAUGGGUCCUUACAACGCAGGCAAGGCAGCCAUGAACAGCCUAUGCAGGACCUUGGGUGAGGAAGAACCUGACGUAGUCUCGGUUGCCCUCCGUCCUGGUACUGUUGACACACCGAUGCAAAUCCAAAUACGCGAGCUAGGCGCGACCGCUAUGACCGAGAAAGUUCACAAAUAUUUCAUGGGUUUGCAGACCGACAGCAAGCUCAUCAAGCCCGAGGUAUCUGGCUAUGUGAUGGCAGCACUCGCGCUAGAGGCACCGAAGUCGAUGAGUGGGCAGUUUGUGAGCUACGAUUCCGAGGAUUGCGCGCCGUUCCGGAAGUGAGCCUAGAGAAGGCGAGUGUGUCAUUGUAUACUCAAUGUAGCGAAUGAAUUGUUCAGUAUCCUGUUUUCAUCCGUUCUCUUCUUCGAUUCGCACCCGACGUGACGUGGGGCCACCGUAACUGAUAGUCUUCCCGUGUAGAUGGGCAUGCCCGACUCCACCACUGAUAGAAUGCCGUUGCCGUAUGCCCACCCGCCGCGUGUCCGCCAUUGUUUAG